GCCGGUAUUCGCGCGCAUGAGUAGUGUUGUUAACAACAGGAUCGUUUUUUUCAAUGUUUACUUCGAGGAGAGAGGGUAGAAGAAACUUUGUAGGAGUGUUUCCUGAACAAAAUGUCCCACCUUCCUAACAAGGUUGAAGCAGAGCUUCAGCCUUUGCUUGGACAACUGUUGAAGAGCAUAAAGGAGAGAAUCUCAGGAGCACCAUCAGUUGAAUGUGCUGAAGAGAUCUUGCUACACUUGGAGGAAACUGACGAAAACUUUCACAAUUAUGAGCUGGUGAAGUAUCUGCGAAACUAUAUAGACACUGCAUUGGGCUCUGUGAUUGAGGAGGAGACUGAGAAAUGUACUUCUGCAGAAGGCCGAUCUCUAGGUUCUGGUCAAGAUACACUUGUUCAACAAGUUACAAGGAAAACUCGGGAAUCUGAAGAAUACAAGGAGAUGAUGCGAUCUUUAAAAAAUACAAUGUUGGUUGUAGUUGAAUCGCUAAUAAAUAAAUUCGAAGAAGAUAAACUAAAGAAAGAAGAACUACACAAAAAGAAAACGCAUGAGCAGCACACUAGUUACUGCAUGGACAGUUGCUCUGACAGUGGAUCAUCAUUCAAUCAGAGCUACACGUUCAUGAAUCAGGAACAAUUACAGAUUAUAGUAGGAAAACUGGAUCCUAGCCAACCAAAGGAGAUUCGCCGGGAGGCUUUGCAGUCUCUUUGCUGUGCUCCUCCAUCUGAUGUGUUGAACUGUGAAUGCUGGAUUACUCUCCGCAAACACCUUGUUGCAGCUCUUUCAGAUCCAGACCCUAUAUUAAGUGAUAGAAGCCUACGAUUCUAUGCAAAAACAUUUUCUUCUUCAACGUUCAGUGCUACGAGAGAAACCUACACAAGUUUGGCUAAGCAUUUGGAGUCUUGCUUUACAUCACAGCAAAGUUCAGUUCCCACUCUUUCUGCUGGCAUGGAUAUAACAAACCCAGAUGUUGUGCGGUUACUUAAAAAGUUUCGCCUUCUUAAUGAGUUUCAGAAGGAAGUUCCAUCCUUUUGGAUACGCCAUCCAGAGAAGUUUAUGGAGGAGAUAGUGGAGAGCACUCUAUCAUUGCUGUCAGUAACUCAUGAACAGAGUUUCAGAGCUGAAUCCUCGCACCGUGUACUGAAACCUGUCUAUUUUCUGGCAUUGUUGGAUACUAAAGCCUCCUGGUUCAAUAAGUGGAUGCAUGGUUACUACAGCAGAACGGUGGUUCUAAGACUCCUUGAAAAUAAAUACAAGUCUUUGAUAACGGCUGCAGUUCGUCAAUGCUUAGAUUACUAUGAUUCAAAAAAUGUAGAGGAUGAUGAUACUGACAAUUUGUGUACCAUGCGAUAUCACAGAACCAAUGGUCGGAGGACAUAUUAUACAGGACAUGACUUGCAAUAUAUUUACUUUGUACAUUCACUUUGUCUUCUGGGAAGAUUGUUGAUGUACACGGAUGGUAGAAAACUCUUUCCUAUAAAGCUGAAAAACAGGAAAGAACCGGUGGCUCUGAUGGAUUUGUUAGUACUGUUAAUCCAGAUGAUGCAUCAGAACCAAAAAUCAGCACAGAAUGCAAAUACUACACAAAGAGUAUUUUUUCUUUCAGAUUCUUUUGCUCCUGCAAAUCUUGUGAUGGAAGUAUUGCGCAUGUUAUGUGGCCGAAAGGAAUGUGCUACUGAGUGCUUGUACAGAAACAUUAUUAUUGAUUCCCUUCUUUUUCCAAUAUCCACAUGGCUAAAAGAUGAUCAGAUGUUAGUUACCUGUGUUGAAACAGUGCUGAUAAACACAGCUGAUAUCUUGGCAAGGAUAGCAUCCACAGAUCGAGGGCUUUCGCUGCUGCUUUUUGGUGAAAAUAAUAAAUAUGCUGCAAGUAACUGUCCUUCUGCUGCACAACUAAUUGCUGAGUUCACCAAAAGGUUGCUUGAUGGAGAGGCUCCUCCUUUAGCUUCAACAGAGCCAUCCACUGCUCUGAAAGGGGCUUUCAUCUUUGUCUGUCGCCAGAUGUAUAAUACGUGUGAAGGUCUAGAUGUACUAAUGCCUUAUGGUUUGCAUGAAUCCAUCUCCAAAGCAUGGAAGAAGGCCUGUUCACUUUCAGAACGAACACCUACUCCAGUAGCAGGAAAUGAAUCAGGUGCAACAGCCCAGGAACUGCAAAAUACGAUGGUCUUAGAAGAAAUGCUGCUAGACAAUCUGCUAAACUUUGCUGCUACUCCAAAAGGUUUGUUACUUCUGCAGCAAACAGGAGCAAUCAAUGAGUGUGUGGUUUACAUGUUCAGCAGAUUCACUAAAAAGCUGCAGGUCAGCAAAUGUGAAAAGUUUGGAUAUGGAGUAAUGGUUACGCAGGUAGCUGCAACAGCCCCUGGCAUUGUGGCACUACAAAGUUCCGGAUUCAUUAAAGCCCUUGUAAUGGAGUUAUGGUCUGUUCUGGAGUGCGGAAGAGAUGAUGCAAGAAUGAUCAAUCCCAAACCAACACCAGUGGAGCCUAUAGACAGAAGUUGCCAGAAGUCAUUUCUAGCUUUGGUAAACCUACUGUCAUCUUUCUACGCUGUAUACGAACUGAUUGGCAAUAUGCCACUGCCAAAUAAGUCAGCAUAUUCCUUGCGUGAAGUGCCUACCUCAAUUGUUGAUUUAAUUGACCGACUGAUAAUUAUGAAUUCGAAUGCUAAAAUACACUCGCUGUUCAACUAUGAACAUUCUCAUAUGUUUGGUGUUAGGUUACUGAGUGUUAUGUGUUGCAACCUGGAUAUUCUUUUACUUUUAGAAUCCCAGUACCAUGUAUCAGAAAUUCUCUUGAAUGCACAGAAAGAAAAUGUUAGAGAAAGCUUAGAAAAUCCAGGAGAUUUCAUAAUUGAUGGCCUGUCUGUGGAGAGGAAUCAAAUACUUGUCCGCAUGAAUCUGAUUGGGGGACCGUCAGAACGUGUGUUGCCUCCAAGAGUUUUGCAAAAGGGGAAUGACCCAUAUCGAUGGCCACUAUUUUCCUCUUACCCUUUACCAAAGUGUUACCUCCGAGAACCAUUGAAAAAACCUUCUGUCAAACAAGAUAAUGAACUCAGUAAGUUGUUGAAAAAUUUGGAGUUGCAAACAGACUGGCUGGAAAGCUGUAAAAAGCAGUUCUGUAGAAUCAUGAAAUCCAAACCUGAUAUUAUCAAGGGAAGCAUACUUGCAGAAUUACUGGAAAAGUUUGUGGGUCAUUUCGCUGAUAAUCCAUCAGACUGUUUCUUCAGAUCAUAUGAAGUUUCCGAUUCUGGUGUCAAACGUCUCAGCCUUUCUCCUAUUCAGCAUCUUGGAAUAAAGAUAGUUGUCAGAUAUGGCAAGUUCCUUGGUUUGCUAAAGGAUGAUUCUGAUCAGGAGCUUGCAAAUUUACUGAAGCACUGUGAAAGAUUUGUGAAACAGCAACAAAUUACCAUAAGCUCCUCACUUCACUGUCUACAGGGUGGUUAUGUUGGACAUGACUGGUUUGCAUCUACUGCAUUUCUGAUAAUGUCAGGGGAUGGAGAGAGAACCCUAAGAUUUCUGCAACAAUUUUCAAGCCUUCUUGUCUCAGCAUUUCUCUGGUUACCACGCCUGCAUGCUUCUAUUCAUCUUUCUGUGCAGAAUGCAGAGUCUGGUAUCCAUCCAGUAUAUUCUUGUACAGCUUACUACAUUGAGAUGUUACUGAAGAUCGAGGUGCCACUUGUCUUUUCAGCUUUCCGCAUGUCAGGGUUCACUCCAUCACAGAUUUGUCAGCACUGGCUAUCUCAAUGCUUCUGGAACUAUUUAAACUGGACUGAGAUCGGUCACUACAUUGCUGUUUGUUCUAUCUUGGGUCCUGACUAUCAGGUUUACAUGUGUAUAGCUUUGCUGAAACACUUAGAACAAGAGAUUCUUCACCACAUGCAGACUCAGGAUCUGCAGGUUUUUCUCAAGGAGGAAGCAAUCCAUGGAUUUCAAGUUAGCAGCUACCUAGACUUUAUGGAAAAUCUGGAACAUUCCUACAGAGUGACUAUACUGACAGAGAUGGAAAAUAUUAAAUCAUAGUGAAUACAACUUAAAGAAUUCAGAUGUGACCACAGGAAUGCAGAGUUGUUGUACAGUAGACUAUUUCAAGCACAUGCAAGUGGCAGAAAUAUAUUAUUCAACCAAUUUUCUAUAAUUUCUACUGCAGCAAUGACGGGCAUUAGGAACACCAGUGCAAAUGCUUGUACUUUUAUGUGAUUAGUGCUUAAUUGAUUUUGAAUUGUUACUAUUUUUUUCUCAAUUCACAAAUUAACUAUGUUGCUUGUUAAUUUUACUGUGUUAUAUUUCUUAGAUUGUUAAUGCAAAACUGCUUUGCAUAGAUUUUGAUAUAUUCCUGCCCAUGCAGUCAACUGGAGUAUUGUUUGCUCGUAAUUUUUACAUUUCAAUAUGCAUUGUAAUGCAAAGUCUGCACUUUGAUCCAUAAC
Molecule: messenger RNA, 4418 nt
Organism: Hemiscyllium ocellatum (epaulette shark)
Lineage: Eukaryota; Metazoa; Chordata; Chondrichthyes; Orectolobiformes; Hemiscylliidae
Gene: tbc1d32
Product: TBC1 domain family, member 32
Exons: 35
Coding region: 112-4014 (1300 amino acids)
Biological process (GO): non-motile cilium assembly
Source: RefSeq, a predicted model, not a curated record